GGUGAGUUCGCUCAUUAUCGUCCAGCUGGUGGGUGAUACAUGUCCUGGAUCAGAAGGCAGUGAUAUGAACACGGUGCGCUGCAGGGGCGUGACGGUAGUGCUGGUGUGCGCACUGGCCAUGGCGCUGGUGUCGGCGCAAAUCACGUUCAGCCGCGACUGGACGGGCGGCAAGCGCGCGGCGCCGAUGGCCAUCGACUGCGGGCAGUUCACCAGGCUCUGCCGGCAUUUCGUGGUUGCACGAGUUGAAGCAGGCCAUGUCGUCGGAGAGCAAGCGGCGCCGCGAGGAGGAGCCCUCGCCCGCCUACGACGACGACAACUAGCCGACGACCUCAACUGAACUGAACAACUGCUGACAGCUCAUGACGAUAUGAACCUUCACUUCACACUUCACAGAAAGGGUGGGAGGCAGAAUGUGCACUUUUUCAUAUUAAUUUAAAGCUGCAGUGCGCAUUUUGCGAAGUGCACAUUCUGCGACAAACUCGAUAGAAAACUUCUACUAACUGUUAUUUAAUAUUCUGUCUUGAUGGAAAACACGAUCAUUUUUAAUCCGUAGGAAAAAAACCCAUAUUUCGGCUGAUAGAGCCGUUCGUUCGUUUUUCGUUUUUUUUUUCCAACGACAUGCUGUGAACCGAUUUUAGUUCUUAAAGUGACCGCAGGGAGCGCUGUACAAUUUGUUGUUUUUUUAUUUUCAUUGUACUUUACGCCGUGUCUCGCUAGUGAACACUUAUAACUGGUAAUGCUCUAUGACGUAUAACUACAUUAUAUGGAUUACAUUCUAGUUUUAAAUCGAGACAGCGUAUGCGCAUAUAAGUAUGAAAUGAGCGGUAUAGGCUUCAUACUGACACCUUUAAAUCUGCUUAUGUACUUUCUUUUAAAACGCGAGCCUCGUUCUUGAAGAAAGCGUAAGUUAUCAAGAUUUGAAAACCCCAGAGUAAGAUUUAUUUCGGAGUGUAAUACAACAGUAAUAUCAAAUCAUUGUAAAUACGCUGCAGCAGCAAAUUACAUAAAAUGGAACUAAAAUAAAUGUUGAUAACUCAAAAAAUAAAGGCCUGUUUACACAAACUUAAGACAUGUCAUUUUUGAAGCCAACGCUCAUUGAUUCUAAAAUCUGUACUUUUCUUACUAAAAUUCUGAAUGAACACAAUAUUUAAUGACUAAUUUACACUUCCCACUGUAAUUUCUAGUCAUGUAACCAAAGUAUUACUUAAUUUCCUUAGAUAGGUGUAUUUAAUGAAUUUAGAGUAAGUUUAGCCUAAGUGAGUUACUAUAGGAAUGCGCGACAAACUUGUGACUACCCCAAAUUGUUGAUCGAUAUUGUGAAUACGGCUUAGCAUAGAAAUAAGGACAGAUAUUGAAUAAAAGCAUUUGAAAACCGA
Messenger RNA from Ostrinia nubilalis (European corn borer), 1376 nucleotides. RefSeq lists its product as uncharacterized. Lineage: Eukaryota; Metazoa; Arthropoda; Insecta; Lepidoptera; Crambidae. The record is from RefSeq and is a predicted model, not a curated record. The coding region runs from base 65 to 337 and encodes 90 amino acids. Gene Ontology annotation, molecular function: hormone activity. The transcript is spliced from 3 exons.